Suillus paluster is the source of this 2811-nucleotide messenger RNA. RefSeq lists its product as uncharacterized. NCBI's taxonomy places the organism in Eukaryota, Fungi, Basidiomycota, Agaricomycetes, Boletales, Suillaceae. The record is from RefSeq and is a predicted model, not a curated record. The coding region runs from base 1 to 2811 and encodes 936 amino acids. The transcript is spliced from 7 exons.
AUGCCCCACUGUGUAUUCUGUGGGAAGGUAACAACUACACACGAGGGUCUCAAGAGACACGUUGCAGGACGUCCUGAAUGUCGACGGCAGUGGGCAUCAAUGAUCGAAGAUGUAGAGGCAGAGAACUUAGACGAUGCACCAGAUGUUGACUUCCCCCAUCAAGAUGCAGCACCGGCGGGUCAUGUACACCCGCGCCCGUCUCCAGAUACCGACAAUAACCCAGCGCUCCGCAAAACUCGACGGACUACAGUUGAGGAAGUCGAGGAUGAGGAUGGGAUGUUGUUCCCCAAUAAUGGGCGAUAUUUCGAACCUCAGUCGGAUGCUGGCUGGGCACUGCGUGAGGGGGAGACAAAUUUUGAAAGAUAUAGAACGUACCAAGAGGAAGAGGGUGAGGAUCCAUGGUCGCCUUUCGAGGAUGCGGAAGAAUGGGAUCUGGCCCAGUGGCUCGUCAAGAACCUCGGUCAGACGCGAACCAACGAAUUCCUAAAACUGCCCAUUACACAAAACCGCACGAAACUUUUGUUUCAUAACAACUGCUCAUUCUUGCAGUGCGUGGACGAACUUCCACACGGGCCAGGAUGGAGUUGUAAGAAGGUGACUGUGCGUGGUAACUGCGAGGAUGAGAACGGCGAGAUGUUGCAAGAGGAGGUUGAGUUGUGGUGCCGCAAUCCUGUAGAGUGCGUGAAAGAGCUCAUUGGCAACCCUGCCUUCAAAGAAGAUAUGGCCUACUCACCUGCCAAAGCAUAUGCAGACCGUGCAGGGCAAGAUAGGGUGAUCGACGAGAUGUGGACAGCAGACUGGUGGGGCGAUAAACAGAAAGCCUUGCCAGAAGGUGCCACGAUAGCACCAAUCAUUCUAUCUUCAGACAAAAUGUCCUUGUCGCAGUUCCGAGGAGAUAAAUCGGCAUGGCCGGUGUAUAUGUCCAUUGGAAACAUCGCUAAAGCAAAACGGUGCCAAGCAUCAGCACGAGCGACAGUCCUGAUUGGUUACUUACCAGCAGGCAAACUGGACUGUUUCACCCCCGAUGCAUGCUCCUUGGCUGGAUACAGGCUGUUCCACCAUUGCAUGGCUCUACUGCUUGAACCUCUCAUUGGUGCUGGAAACGACGGUGUUGAAAUGGUGUGUGCGGACUCAUGGGUUCAUUGUGUCUACCCAAUUCUUGCAGCAUACGUUGCCGAUUUCCCGGAACAGUGCUUGUGCCUUGUAGCAGCAAAUGAGCGAGGGGAUGCACUCAACUCGGCAAUGCAUGAUCCAGAGUCAACAAAAGAUAUUUUGCACAGGCGCAAGAUUGGUCAGCAUCCUCCGGAAUUCGAGGCCAAUGGUUUACCGUUCACCCCCGACCUUUUGCAUCAACUUCACAAGGGUGUGUUCAAAGACCACCUUGUGAAGUGGUGCAUCGAUAUCAUUGGGGAGGAUGAAAUGGACUCACGUUUCAAGGCGAUCCCGAAUUAUCCCGGCCUUCGACACUUCAAGAAAGGGAUAUCGAGUGUGAAGCAGUGGACGGGACGUGAACACAAAGAGAUGCAGCGAGUAUUUGUUGGCUUAUUGAGCAGAGCAGUACCUAGUCGUGUUUUGGUAGUUGCACGAUCUAUUCUCGACUUCUCGUAUUUUGCCCAGCUUCAAGUUCAGACGACUGAGUCCCUCGAAGCCCUACAAACCGCCCUGACUGUAUUUCACACUAACAAAGACAUCCUCAAGGAGCUCACUGUUCGAGAGCAUUUCAACAUUCCGAAACUACACCAGCUCUCUCAUUACGUCCAGUCGAUCACGUUGUUUGGCGCAGCUGACGGCUUUAAUACUGAACUUCCAGAGCGCUUACACAUUGAUUUCGCAAAAGAUUCAUACCGUGCUAGCAACAAACAGGACUAUGAAGAACAAAUGGCUUUGUGGCUCCAAUGCCAAGAAGCCGUAUUUUUACAUAGCGCAUACCUGGAUUGGUUGUCCCAACAGCCUCGCUCCAAGUCACCUGCGGGUCUCACCGGAUGUCAUUCAAACCCAUACAACUUCGAUGCAGAUUCGGACACGGACUCAGAGUCGGAAACACCAAAUCUUCCCGCCACUGAACCACUUCAAGCAACACAUGUCCUUGCGAAAGCCCCCGCACAUCCUCACCAAUCCGUUGGAACCAUCAUAACAGCACACGGUGCUACCGAGUUCCUCCCUGCUCUCCGAUCCUUCUUGCUCAAGAAUCUCCCGUGCAACACCAUAGUCCCUGGACUUCAAGACCGAUUCGAUCUUUAUCGUCAAGUGGUGAUCGUGACGCCACCUGAUUUACGAGUUAGCGACAUGCCACAGCGAAGGCAGAUCAGGGCAACACCAGAAAUGUUGCUGUCAGGCCGGAAGCCUGGUAUCCCAGCCCGGUUUGACAUGGCCUUGAUAGCAGAUAGGCCUCGCUCUUCUAACUUCCAUACUCUUGAAGGUAUUUUUUUUCCGGGUUUCUCAGCGGUCAAUUUUGAUAAUCGUCUUGUUGCAGGUGUACGUGUAGCCCAAGUUCGCGCUAUUUUCACCCUACCUCGCCAGUUUGGCGCAUAUUCCAGAGCCCUCGCCUACGUCGAGUGGUUCACUCCUUUCAAACCACCAGACCCUGUUUCUCGAAUGCGACAGGUCUCGCGCUCAACACGACAACUUCACCGCAACGCCGCUGUAAUCCACGUUGACGAAAUCGUGCGGCCAUGCCACCUUAUACCGAAGAUGGGACCAACAGUAGAUCUGAGGUUGAGAAGCGGAAAUGCAUACGAGGUGGCAAACGAUUUUUAUUUCAACGAGUUCAUCGAUGGCGAAAUGUUUUGCACAUGUGUUAUAAGUAAUUAG